UUCUUAUAUUAUCCACCUUUCAUAGAAUUUAGUGAGGUGGCUGAUUGGAAACACUUGCAGUAAAAAAAAUUAAGGAGUUCGUGGAACUUUCUCAAUUGCAAUUGGUUGGCGUAAUUAAAGGGUAAUAUGCACAUAUCCGGAUAAUGGAGAGCGCAUAGUUUUGAUAUUGAACAGCGAUCCACCUGCCCAUCAACAAAAGGUCCAAGAGGUUGCAAAGAUAAUGGUGAAGGAGCUUAAUUUGGAUGAUGAGUGGCUUCUGCAUAAACUCUGCAAGGUUUAUCUACUUAUCUCAAGUCAGAGAAUUGUUGGCUGUCUUGUGGCAGAACCAAUCAGAUAUGGCUACAAAGUCAUCUCAAACUAUCCUUCAAUCAUAAAUUCAUCAAGUUCAAGUGCAAAAGAGAAUUUCAAAACAAAAACUGGUGUGCUUCUCUUUGGCAAUGUCAGUUUCGAGAGAGAAACAAUCCAAAGAUCUAAUGUAAAGAACUCAGAGAAGAUUGCAGAUGAGUUUAUCGGUACUGCAAUCCUUUGUGAGACGGAACCUGUGUCAGCCGUUUCUGGCAUAAGUGCCAUUUGGGUUCUGGCCUCCAGCAGGAGAAAGGGCAUAGCAACUCGCUUGCUUGAUAUUGCAAGGUACUCUCUCUCUCAUAUGUUUUAUGUUUGGUUUAGAUUAUCGUGUUUCCUGGUGUUAUGGAUUUGUAGGAAGAACUUCCUCAUGGGUUAUAUCAUGGAGCCCUCCCAAUUUCCCUUCUGUCAGCCAACUUUGGGGAAGGCUUUUGCCACCAAGUAUUGCAGUACCAACUCAUUCUCGGUUUAUAAAUCUAUUAAAAGGUGAUUUAUGUAAGAAUCGAUAAUUCAAGGUAGAGUUUCUCAAUUGAGAAGAGAAAAUGGGAGGCAUUUCCACAUUCUUUUCUUAUGGCGAUUGUCGAGGUUCCAACAGUCGAAAGCACUGAAAUUAGUGAACACCUUAAGAAUAUGCUCUCCCUGUUCGGAUCUGUUAUCCUCAAAAUAAGCAUUUUGCAUUGUAAAAACCAGGCCCUUUGGUGAUUCAUAAAGAUGAUUCUUACUUCUCUUUUGCUCUAUUAACUAAUGUCAGAUAUGACUUUACAGUGA
Messenger RNA from Amborella trichopoda, 1110 nucleotides. Lineage: Eukaryota; Viridiplantae; Streptophyta; Magnoliopsida; Amborellales; Amborellaceae. The record is from RefSeq and is a predicted model, not a curated record.